ACUAGGACAAAUUGAAAUUUGUAGUCUUGUGAAAACUGUAUAAGUUGUUUGUCAUAUUCCCUUCUUUGUCGUCCUUUCUCUCAGCAAACAACAAUGGCGGAUCAUCAAAACCCCCACUCUCUUUACAAUCCUAACACCGGAAUCUACAGCUCUCCCCGACCACCCGUCCCCCUUCCACAAUCACCCACCACCUCCAUUGUCGAUUUUCUCUUCCGCAACCUCUCCGCUUACUCCGAUCGCCCUGCCUUAAUCGACCCUAACACCCAUCAAAUCUUCACUUUCUCCCAGCUCAAACGAAAAAUCUCCGAUUUCGCACAGACACUACACUACACUUACGGUAUCUCCAAAGGCGAUGUCGUUCUGAUCUUCUCUCCGAACUCCAUCCUCUUCCCUGUAGCCUUUCUCGCCGUUACAUCCAUUGGCGCCAUCGCUACCACCGCUAAUCCCCUAUACACCGUUAAGGAACUCUCCCACCAAAUCAGCGAUUCAAAACCUAAGCUGAUUAUCACGGUUGACCAGCUGUUCUCCAAGGUCAACGGCUUCAAUCUGCCGAUAAUUGAUCUGGGAAACUUCUCAGAUUUAGUAGCGAAAUCGAGUAACCAUGCCGCUCUGUCUCCCUCCGUUUGUCAAUCCGAUUGUCGCCGCGAUACUUUACUCUUCCGGUACAACCGGGUUGAGCAAAGGAGUGGUGUUGACUCAUCGGAGCAUAAUUGCGACGGCGUUAAUGGUGACAUCCGAUCAGGAAUUCUAUAAGGAAGGGAGAAGCGUGUUUCUAUGCGUGGUCCCGUUGUUCCACAUCAUGGGAUUGAUCACCUUCACCUACGCACAGUUGCAGAGAGGGAACGCCUCAGUCGUGAUGGCGAGGUUUGAGCUGGAGAAAUCUCUGGAUGCAAUACAGAGGUACAAGGUAACACACCUUUACACAGCACCGCCUGUUGUGGUGGCGCUGGUGAAACAGCCGGCGGUUGUCAGAAGGUACGACGUCUCAUCUUUGCAGGAGAUUGGGACCGGUGCAGCACCUUUAAGCAAGGACACCAUGGAUGAAUGCUCCAAAAUUUUUCCUCAAGCAAAGAUUUUACAGGGAUAUGGAAUGACAGAAACAGGUGGAAUUAUAUCAAUCGAGAAUACAAGGGCAGGAUUUCUCAAUUCAGGUUCAUCUGGAGUACUUUGUCCAGGAAUGGAAUCUAAAAUCAUUCAUAUAGAAACUCUAAAACCUCUUCCGCCUAAGCAAUUGGGGGAAAUAUGGGUUCGUGGACCAAAUUUGAUGAAAGAAUAUUUCCAUAACAAAGAAGCCACAGAGCAAACCAUAGACAAACAAGGUUGGCUGCACACAGGUGAUCUUGGUUAUUUUGAUGAACAAGGAAGAAUAUAUGUUGUGGAUCGAUUAAAAGAGCUUAUCAAGUAUAAAGGGUAUCAGGUGGCACCUGCAGAGCUUGAAGGGCUGCUAGUUUCUCACCCUGAAAUUAUGGAUGCUGCAGUUGUUCCAUAUAUUGAUGAUGAAGAAGGCGAGAUCCCAAUGGCAUAUGUUGUAAUUAAGGCUGGAAGCUCACUUAGUGGGGAAGAGGUUCAAAGUUUUAUCGCAAAACAGGUUGCACCUUUUAAAAGAAUAAGGAAGGUAGCAUUCAUUGAAGUGAUUCCAAAGGCUGCUUCAGGAAAGAUUUUGAGAAGGGAACUUAGACAGAAAGUUCUAUCUAAACUUUGAAGAUGUUAUUUAAUAUAAUUUUAGUAUUUUGUAUUUGCAUUUGUGAUAUAUGAUCUAGAGGGCGAGCUUUUGUUUUUUAUCAACAAAAAAGGGUAUUGUAUCUUUAAUAUACUUUAUAUUACAUAUGUAAUAAUAUCGCCAUACAUAUCAAUAUUCAUAGAUGAA
Messenger RNA from Lactuca virosa, 1867 nucleotides. Lineage: Eukaryota; Viridiplantae; Streptophyta; Magnoliopsida; Asterales; Asteraceae. The record is from the annotation of a GenBank genome assembly.